Molecule: messenger RNA, 822 nt
Organism: Schistocerca piceifrons (Central American locust)
Lineage: Eukaryota; Metazoa; Arthropoda; Insecta; Orthoptera; Acrididae
Exons: 3
Coding region: 33-659 (208 amino acids)
Source: RefSeq, a predicted model, not a curated record
UCCAGCAGACGCAACAGGUGCAUCGAGCAGCCAUGCAGGCCCUACUGGUAUUCGCCUUGGCGUCGCUGGCGGCGAUGGCCGUGGGCGAAGCGCCCACCACCAGCUACGGCGCGCCAUCCCGCCAGCUGCCGAGCCAGCCUCAGCGUCUCCAGACGCAGCAGAAGCAGCAGCAGCAACCACAGGCCUUCGCCCAGUCGCAGGCGCAGCCGUCAUUCGCGGCGCCGCAGCCAGCCUCUGGAUUUUCUGCAGCCAGCUUCCGCCCACAGUUCUUCAUCCCUGCACAGGACUUCUCCCGCCUCACAGACUCCUACCAACUGCCUACGUUCACUACCUCCGCCCCCACCACCACGGAGGCUGCCACCACCACUACUGAGGCUCCUUACAACUACGGCAAGGCGGAGCUGCGUGAGGCGGAGGAAAGCGGCGUGUACUACGUGUUGCAGCCAGACGGCCGCCUGCAGCGCAUCGCCUACGCCCACGGUCCCGCCCCCGUCUCCGCCGCCCCCCAGCAGCAGCGCGCCGCCUCCAGUGAACUGUCUGCCCUGCAGCAGCCAGUGCUCACCCCCGGCUACCUGGCGCGCUUCCAGUACCAGGACCUGCAUCCUGCCGGCGCUCCCAUCUACUCUUACAAACAACCUGAGCUUGUGCGCAUCAACUAGGCUUCUUCAUGUAUUGUAAUUCAACAACAAGACAUCGUUUUCAAAUGAUAACCACGUCAGACAAAUCGCUUGAUUACAAUACUUCUUUUCAUAUUUUCGUUUGUUGUUGAUUACUGUUGUAAGAUCUGCAAUCCAUAUUAAAUACUUUUUUACCAGCUGCAAA